Cicer arietinum (chickpea) is the source of this 2042-nucleotide messenger RNA. RefSeq names its product mediator of RNA polymerase II transcription subunit 27. Gene Ontology annotation, biological process: regulation of transcription by RNA polymerase II. The record is from RefSeq and is a predicted model, not a curated record. NCBI's taxonomy places the organism in Eukaryota, Viridiplantae, Streptophyta, Magnoliopsida, Fabales, Fabaceae. Gene Ontology annotation, molecular function: transcription coactivator activity. Gene Ontology annotation, cellular component: mediator complex.
UUGUUUUUUUUUUUUUUGACAGAAGUCACUGCGCUUUGUUGGCAUCCCAAUCUGCUGCAAUAACAGUGCAAAUGCAACAAAGUCAGCACUCCACGGCGGCAACAUUCUCAACCCCCACUCCUCCUCCCUCUUCAUCCUCCGCCGAGGCACCGCCGAAGCAAGUUGCUUUAGCUAUGGACAAACUCGGACAAGCCGAACGAAUAAUCGCCGAUAUCAGAAUUGGCGCCGAUCGCCUCCUCGAAUCUCUAUUCGUCGCCGCCUCCGGACCUCCCCACCAACGCAACAAGCCUCUUCAGGUUUUCAUCCAAGAAGAUACAUGUAUGCGCAAGCAUUUUCAAGAUCUUCGAUCUCUCGGUAAGGAACUCGAAGAAGCUGGAGUUCUCAGUGAAUCAGUUCGGUCGCGGAAGGACUUUUGGGGCUUGCAUAUGCCGUUGGUUUGUCCAGACGGUGCCGUCGUAGCUUAUGCUUGGAAACGACAACUCGCUGGUCAAGCUGGUGCUUCUGCUGUUGACAGGACUAGGUUAGCUCUCAAAGCUUUUACUGAUCAGAAAAGACGAUUUUUCCCCCAUCUUGAUGAUGGACUUGAAACUAAUGAAUCAGCUUCAAAGAAACACUGUGGGUCGGAAGAAGUUGCAAUGGAACCUAAGGAAGAGGUUAGCUUUUUUAGGCCGCUACCAGAUGUUCUGAAGUCCUUGGAAAAGGAAGUGCCAAAUGUGAAAAUUUCGACUUUUGAACGUUUGGACUGGUUAAAAAGAGCUUCCACACUCGCUUCUUCAACAAAUGAGAGUUCUCUGGAACAUCACUAUCAUGGUUCUAAUAAGCUAAGGCUAGGAUCAAUGGGAAUGGUUGUUCCGGAGAAAGUUGCAGUAAUAGAAUUGUUGUUCCCGUCUAUCUUCAGAGCUGUUAUAUCCUUGCAUCCUGCUGGUUCCACUGAUCCUGAUGCUGUAGCUUUCUUUUCUCCAGACGAGAGCGGAAGCUAUGUGCAUGCAAGGGGGUUUUCAGUUCAUCAUGUGUAUAGACAUAUUACGGAAUAUGCAGCGAUAGCUCUGCAGUAUUUUCUUGCCAACCAAGCUGAAACAUCUCUGUAUUGUCUUUUGCAUUGGAUUUGCAGCUACCAGUCUCUAUUUUCAAGAUCAUGCAGCAAAUGUUCAAAGCUUCUUGCCAUGGAUAAACAGUCAAAUUUAUUGUUACCCCCAGUCCACCGGCCCUACUGGAAGUUUUCCUUUUCAAAAAUUUUGUCAAUCAUAUCUUCAAAGAACCAGAACUCAGAUACUACUAUGGCUUAUCAUAUUGGCUGCCUUUCCGGGGAAGUAUGAUUACACCCACCAUUAAUUUUGUUUAAAAAUCUUCAGGAAACGUAUGCGCACAUGGUGUCAUAUCUUGUUCAUUGAAAGAUUGAUUUUUGGAUGCUGGGAAGUUAUCGUCACCCUGACAUUGAUCAUUGCCUGCCGCAAGACAACCAUAUAAGUUCAAGGUGGAAACAUUACGACCUUUAUGUUUUUGCUAGAAUGAAAUGCCGGCUGAUUGUAAUUUUUAAAGGAUCAGUCAGUAUGUGAAACUUAAGAAUGACGCUACCUCACAUCUCUAUCUUCUCUGUAUCUACUAGUUUUUCUGUCCAUGUAUAAUACUAGAAAAUAGUUCAAGAGGGCCAAACUCAUCUGAGAUUGAGGCACAUGUUAAAAGGUGCGGUGGAUGCAGGUGUUGCGAUGGUAUCGAAAGCUGUUGUCUUGGUCCUGUGAAUGUAAGUAGUAUUGUGUUGGAGGGUGAGUGCCAAUUAACUUUCUAUUUUACCCGACUUAAAAUCUUUCUUCGGGAAUGCAAAGUUUUGUUAUUUGAAGUUUCAUUGGCAUUUAACUUGGGCAAGUAUAAAAUUCUCCCACCAUGGUCAAGUUGCCUUUUUACUGACAUUUGACACUUGUACCGGUUUAUGUACAGUUACAAAAUAUAUAAAAUAUUACAAAUACUAUAUUUUACUUUUGCACCUUCCCUAUUAAAUUAGCUCACCUAUCUUACUGUGUUAGUGGGCCCUGUAUUUUUUUUUU